CUCCAGGCUGUCAGCAAUGCUUUUAGCAAUGGCAGUGCAGUCUCUAAUGCGGCUGAGCGCAUAUUUAUUCUUAAUUGUGUUCUUAAACCAUGCUGGCAUAUUGAUUGCAGUUGGUCUUUUCAAAUGUGAAUUUCCCGUGUGCGAGCAAUCAAACAGAUAAUGAUCUGGGUCACCAAUACUGCCACAAAUACAUUGGUCACUCUCUCUUAGGCGAAAUCUGUGAAGAUAGGACAUAUAUGGGCCAUGCCCUGUCAAAUACUGUGUGAGGUGCGAAGAACUGCUAUUUAAAUUGUGGUUAACUUUUGGUUGGAAAUCAGACAGUCUUCUGCCUGUGGUGCUUUUCUCCCAGUAGUUUUGCCACUGCUUCAUUAGUUCACAUUUGAGAGUAGAUUUCAGAUACAAGUGCGGAAGGGGCACACCAAUGCUAUUCACGUGGGGUUCAUUGGCUGCUCCCUUCGCAAUCAUAUCCGCUGCUUCAUUUCCUUUAAUCCCCGUAUGGGCUGGAACCCAUUGUAGCUGAGGCCUCGGACUUUCAGGAAUCGAAAUUAAUAGUUUUUGUAUGUCUCUGAGAAUGGGACGUCUACUGCGGCCGCCUUUCCUCCUAAGUAUCUAAAAAAUGACAAAAAUAAUGAAAUUCAAAUUAACUGCAUAAGCCAUACGAUAGCUGAAAAUCUGAGAGUCUGAAAAUUACCCAUGGCACUCGACUACUAGUUUUCCACUUAAGAAUGAUAUUUUACGAAAUUAAUUACCGGUUGUCAUACCUAUGAACUUCCCACUCUAGUCAUUGCAACAAAACAGCAAUUUAAAGCACUAUGAUUGUGACGUUUCUUGUCAUCGUUUUGCUGUAAAUAUAGCACUGCUGCGCUCAUAACCAGAGAAAACGGAAAACAAUGAACUGUAAAACUGUGCCUUAAAAUUUAUAAUCCAGUUUGUUUCUACAUCUCUGUGCUUUAAUAACUCAAAUAAAAACAAAAUAUUAAAAUCGACUUGAUAUGCGUGCUGACCUAAGACUUAAACUUACCAAUAUACAUCCAGACACAGAACAGUUGUGUAAGAAGAGGAUUCGCAUCCUUCUUAUUAAUGUGAAUAUCAGCAUUUAUUUCAUUUUCGUUUAAGAAGAUAAAGAUUAUUCAAAUUCUAAUAUUCUUGAAUUAUUAGAAACGUAAUGUAAAUUUUCUUCUAUUAAUUUAAUUAUUUAAUUUCGAUAUAAAGUUAAAUUAAAUUUAGGUACUUAAUAUUUUAAUAUAUAAGUAUAGUUAUAGUGAUGUUUGUUAAAAAAUUGCUUUCUAAGAGGACAAGAAUAAGGAGGUCAGAAAAAUAUUCUAACUUAUAAAAAUGGACCCGAUUUGUAAAAGGUUUGAGAAACACUGUAUAAUGAAACCAAAGAUUUUAUAAAUUCUUCGAAGAAACGCCGUACCUACUUAUAAUAAAUUAUAGGGAAUGAAUUUCAAAUCUGUGUUGGAAUUUCGAGAAACUGAAUGUCACGAACAAAGCACUUUUUCUUUUAAGACGUUGGUUGCUCGCAGUCAGUUUCUCGUAAGGAGGAAGGUAAACAUGUCGUAAGAGGAAAAUUAGAGGUGCUUACUUUCUGGCCUCAAGCUAAGGGUACUUUGAAAGGCUUAAGUCUCUGUGUUUAAGACGCUGUGGAUGAUAGUUUCUUCACUCCAAGGUAAGUCCAGGGAGAUAGGGAGAGCUGAAUAAUAAUAUUUUACUAUAUUUUUCACCACUUUCUAUAUAUUUUUCCUCUUUACCUUAAAUAUAUUUUUAAAUGUAUGCAGCUGGUGUAAUGUGGUAGGAUAUGGUUAUUUUUUUAACUUUCAAUUUUCCUUUGCUUCAAAAUAUAAAUUAAAUUCUUCAGUGCCGAAAAUUUAAACAAUAUAAAUAUUAAUAAGCUGACUGAGACUUUCCUCUCGAAAAAUUUUACUUAAAAGUAAAAAUUACAAGAGGAAAGAAGUUUCCAUUUUAGCUUCGUCUUGAUGUGAAAUAAUUAUAUCUCAUGAAUCGGAGAAAAUCACCUUUGUACUCGAAUUUGAACAACACGAUAUAAAAGGUAGGUGACUAGUUUUGUAAUUAUAUUUGAUUAAAAAAGAAAAUCAUCAAAUACCCAUUUACUAAAACAAAUACUUGUAAUGAAUAGGGUGAAAGUGUUCAGAUAUAUGUAAUAUAUACUUUAUGUCUUCAAACGUAGUAUGUAACCAGUUGAGGGUAACUCUCAUAAAGUGUUUUACCUUUCACAAUGAAGUGCUGAUAUCAUUGCAUGGGACAGUCUUUAAGAAGAUUCUGCUGUGGGCUCUAUGCAUCUGAAAUUUCGAUUUCAUUUUGACUAAAUAGAUUGUUUUCAAUAGUUUAGAGACUUUAUUAAUUUCUUGUUAUUGAAAACAUAUCAAACGUAUAAUUUUGACCUAUCUUUGGUUUCAUGUAAUUCUGUAGUCUCUGAAAUCUCAAAGCUACAUACGUACGCACUUUCUCCAUAACACAUAUUUAGGUUCGUUACAGCGCUUUCUAUGAUUUCGUAAUCAAUGUUUGAACUUCAUCGAAUCAUUUUUCUUAUUAAUGAAUGAGACAAUUUAAUAUGGCCGUUUUGCUACCAAAUUGCAUCAGGGUGACCCAAUUUUUCUAUCGUAAAGUAUUCAGGGAUCGAAGUUCAGCAGAGGCUUCCAGCGCAAUACGGGGACAAUGAUUUACCACACAGAAAUGUAUAUAAAUGGAUCGGUAAGUGGCCGAACAAGCCUGAUUCAAAAUUCAAGAAGGUGAAGCAAGACGUUUGUCAACCUUCAGCUUUCAUGAGAAUAAUCAUUAAGCUCAAAAAUGGUAAUGGAGAACUGUUGAAUUGGUAUCAAAAAGGAGCAUGUGAUCGGCAUAUUAGUCACGGCUGAAUUCAGAAGCCUGUCGCAUGAGAAUGCGAAAUCACCCAGUUAUGCCAGUCUGCUUAAAUAAUGAUUAACCAUUUGGAUUUCAAGAGUCUGAAACACUUUGCAUAUAGCCAAAAUCUUACCUCUUCCGAAAAUCCUCUCUUUGGAUCUUUCAAACAUGCUUUACAAGCUCGUCGAUUAUGUACUUUUAAAAAAUGUCGAAAGCGAUACAUAAAUGCUUACUUGUCCAAUAAAAGGGCUUUUUUUAAGGGAACAUAUGAAGACUAAGUGGAUCAUAAAGGGCAGAGACUAUACAGAAAUAACAUACUUGCUCAAAACCUUAUUUUGCGGAAAUAAAUUGAAAACAAAAGAGCGAAAUUUUUUUACUUUCCCUCUUACAUUUAAAAAAAGGUGUUAUUUAGAUUAUUUUAAAGCUAUAUGGCCUGUCUUUACAUGUGUAUUGAAAAUGUUUUCAAAUUCCCGUAUAGAUACAAUAUGGAAGAAGACAAGCUUGAAAUGUCUGCGUGUAAAGGGUAGAGGCGGCUUUCUAGCUGUAUCAACUUGUUUCCCUGAAAUGAAAGAAAUGGACCUCGUCUGUAGUUCCAGUACUUUACCCCCGGUAACCAGUAAGACCUCUGGUGUGACAUACGCUAAUAUCUUCUGUGCUGUUUGCAACUAUGAUUAUGAUUUGCAGUAUUGGAAUGUCGAAUAUAGGUGUGAACAGCAAAAUAUUCCAAAAGAUCUGUCUUCGUCCAAAUGGAGGCCUCAGGAUCAUGGUCAAAUAACUAUCUCUCAGAAGAAGCGGCACUGCGAGUAUUACUCUCAAAAUAAUGAUUUCACACUUCUCGACAGUUUAGAAUUGAGACCUUGCAUUUUGACUGCAGAAAUCUUCCGCUGUUCUCUUACAUGGAGAAAUCUUUCUGUAUCUCAACUGUGUGAGUCUUAUUCGGAUCCUGUUUAUGUAAAUGGUAAGCUGUACAAGAACCUGCAUUGUGCAGAAUGCAAUUAUGAAAUUUUGACAUCGGCUAAAUGUCAACCAGCGAUUGUCGAAACUUUGUUAGCUACAGGGAUGACUGCUGCAGAAAUUUUGCAGCUGUGUAAAGAAGAAGAAUUUGAGGACUGUUUAAAUUAUAUACAUGAUGCUGGUCGUGGUAAAAGAAUUCCUUUACGUUUCAUAUUCAAUAUACAUGGGAAAAUGUGCUUUCCAGAGCCGAAUAAAAUCUGCUGCGAAGGAGAAAAAUACGAUCCACGAUCUGGACUCUGUCGCCCUUUUAUUCCAGGAAAUCCUCUAACAUCCUAACUAAAUAAUAUAUAAUAGUAUAACUAAAUCCUCUAACCGAUGGGUCACAUUUUAAUUUCAGAUUAAAGUGUAGUUGCCUUCUGUUAUCUUGCUUUAAAUAAAUAGUUCACAAUUAAAGAACUAACGAACCAAAAGUUAUUCCAAAAAAAAAAUUAUUUCUUUAAAGAAAUAUUUCCAUUUAAAUAAGAAUGGCUUCUGAGCAUGGGAAUAAAAAGGAGGGAGGAUAGAAUAAAAAGUAAUUUUAAAAAGGCAACCAAGCUUUCAGACAGUUUAUGUCGACAGUUUUUCGUCAAGCCAGUAAGCGGAUUGAGUAAUAGAGUGAAAACGUUUGACCCUAGUAAUUUGAUUCGAGUUCAGAUCUCGAGGAACGAGCUGGCUGCAUGGACAUUUUCGAGGUUUUCCCAGUCUGUAAUCUGAAUACGAGCCAGUUUAGUUCAAAAGACACACCGUGAAGGCUAAACCUCUACACAGAUAGCCCUCGUGUGCUUUGCCAAGGUAUAAAUAAUUCAAUACAAAUACUAAACUGAGACUAAACAAUAUAUAUUCGGGGUUACAGAAGUGAGCCAAGCGCUACUUAUUAAGGUAAUGACUAAAUUUCUGCGUUAAUUACACUACAAAAUUUUAAUAAUUAAUUUAGCAAAAUAAUAUUAUUCUGAUAAGAAAAAAUAGGCUGUCAAGUAUUAUAACUAGUAUAAACUAUGCCUUAGAUUAACACACAUAUCAGAAUAACUUUGCAAUAGAAAAAUUUUUCUCUAAAGCAUUUAAAAAAAUAUUGUCAGCUGCACGCCGAAGUUACGAAUAUGAGGUUUUGCUAUAUUUUGCUGUUUCACUCUAUAUCACUAACGGAAGCUUAUAUUUCAGACAAAUGUAAGUAUUACGUAGUUAUUAUUACUCUACAUUUUUAUAAAAACGAUGUUCACAAUUAAACUCGCUGCAAUAAUUUUACUGAUUCGUAGUGCUUUUCUCGAUGCAAUAAUUUUGCUGAUUCGUAGUGCAUACAUAGGUAGCUAUACAGUGUAUUUGUUUUAUCAGUACUCACAAAUAAUAAACAGAUUGUAUUGAUUAAAAGAGCAAUGAAUAUAAGUUUUAAUCACAUAGAAAAAUAUUUUACCGUUGUGUCCUUGAAAGCAAUUAUUGCGUAAUGCAACCUUGGUAAUUAACAUGAAUAUACAUAUAAGGGUUAUAAUAAAGAUUCAAGAGUUUGUGCCUGGAAUUAUUUUCAAACUUUUUGGCUAGAAAUAACUUACGUUUACUGGGAUGUGCGCUGAAAACCAUAAACACGUUAGUCAAAAUUAUUCCUAUUAUUAUAUUCAUAGUUUUAAACGAGGGUGUUUGAUGCAGGUCUCCGAUUCCAGAAAGCAGUAGAAGGUUAGCUUAACCCUCUGAACGUUAUGACCGGCUUUAUCCGGUCAUCAGAAGUUUUGCUACUUGGCAUAUAUUAGCUUAUAAUUUAAGAUAUUUUGCUUCCUUACUUUCUUUAAUAAUGUAAAUAUCGUCUUAAUGAAUGUAAGUUUAUGAAAAUACAGAUUAAAAUAAGUAAUUAUAUAAACUCAUUUAAUAAAUACUGUUUAAAUAGCGAUCUUCAUGAAGGAUCUAAAAUACUGCCCCGCAAGAAAACAUUUCCGAGUUGAACGUUGGCUCCGAGUUGAAUGUUAGCUAUGCGGUUUCUGAGGCUAAACAGUCAAGUAGGAUCUGAUACACGUUGUUCAACCUCCAAUAAAUGAGCGUCAGGGAUGACAGGGAAGAUAAAAAUAAAGGCAAUCCUUGGGCCAAUCUGACAAUAUUGCUUUACAAUAUAGCAUUACCUUACGUGGUUUGCAACGCUGAGCCUCCAGUUUGCAAACCUACGGUAAGGCUGUCGAGAAAUGCUUGUUUUAAAAAUUCUGAUUGUAGUGAUGUUAAUAUGAUACUCUUUGCGAAAGAAUGUCAUUUACAUUUGAAUUGCAUUACUUUAUAAAAUUUCUGGAUCUGCUCUUAACCAGAGGUAAGAAGAUUACUUAUUUCUCUGGCUUACUAAAUUCAUGCUGUUGUAUUUCCAAAACAAUACCCACAAAGCACAAUAAAACUGCUUAGCAUAAAUGCAUGCUUGUUCCAUAUGCAAAUUUCUUUGUGUUGUAAAAACUAUUCAAAAUAAUCUGAAUCGAUGAAAUUACAUUACCCACAAAGCAAUACCCACAAAGCACAAUAAAACUGCUUAGCAUAAAUGCAUGCUUGUUCCAUAUGCAAAUUUCUUUGUGUUGUAAAAACUAUUCAAAAUAAUCUGAAUCGAUGAAAUUACAUUACCGAAUUUUAUAUUUGAAUAUGUAAAAUGCUACCUGGCUUAAAUUGAGGGAGUUUGUUGUGAAAGUCUUUUUCAAAGAAAACCUCGAUAAUACACAUAUAGCCAGACCAAUUGCUUUGAUUAGCGUCCUCAUCUGACAAGCAGUGUUCAGGGGUCUCAUACACUGGACUUUUGAAGUUUAUGAAAUGUUAACUGUCAAAGACGAAAAUUUCAAAAGCUAGGUUUGAAGACGCCUGUUAUAAAAACAGGCGAAACAUUUUAAUCUCGAAUACGAAAAUUUUAGUUUAAUAAUAAAAAAACAAUAGCCUACCUAUAUUAUCGCCCCAUGUAUGUCCAGAAUGUUCAGUUUAUGAAAUUUAUCCUGCUGGAUAUGCAAAUUUACUUCAAAAAUAAAAAUAAAUUAAUGUAAAUAAAUCACCUGAGUUUUUGCGUUGCUAUGAUUAAGUCAUUCUGUAUAAUAUACGAUACCUCAAUUAUACCUCAAUGAUAUGUUGACUUAUUUAAAGGCCAAUUUAAUGUAUUAAAUACUUUUUGUUGAUUUUUAAGUUGUGUGAUAUUUAGUUUUAUGAUUUUUUUGUAUACUUGAGUAUUAUAUUUUUACAAUAAAAUUUUUUGAUUACUAAAAUU
This is a messenger RNA of Stegodyphus dumicola, 7060 nucleotides long. RefSeq lists its product as uncharacterized. Lineage: Eukaryota; Metazoa; Arthropoda; Arachnida; Araneae; Eresidae. The record is from RefSeq and is a predicted model, not a curated record.